Trichechus manatus latirostris (Florida manatee) is the source of this 4146-nucleotide messenger RNA. It is a transcript of the gene UMODL1, whose product is annotated as uromodulin like 1. Gene Ontology annotation, cellular component: extracellular region; cell surface. Bases 1 to 4146 code for a protein of 1381 amino acids. NCBI's taxonomy places the organism in Eukaryota, Metazoa, Chordata, Mammalia, Sirenia, Trichechidae. Gene Ontology annotation, molecular function: calcium ion binding; peptidase inhibitor activity; protein binding. The transcript has 21 exons. The record is from RefSeq and is a predicted model, not a curated record.
AUGCUCGGGACCCUCGGGAUGGUGCUGCUGGUGCUGCUCAGUGACACGGGUCCAGCCCAGGCCAGCGGCUUCACAGAAAAGGGCCUUUCCUUGUUGGGCUACCAGCUGUGCAACUACCAAGUGACCCAAAAUGUCCAGAAGAUGGUGUCCUUCCAGACAUCCUCCUCAACCAACACUUCCUGCGGCGGGUGGAUCCCAUGGCAGUGGUGCUCCAAGACCAUUUACAGGACGCGGUACCUAGCGGUGGAGGUCCCUGAAACCAGGAACGUGACCGACUGCUGUCAGGGAUACGAGCAGCUGGGUCUCUACUGCGUCCUGCCCCUGAACCGGUCCGGGGAGUUUGCAUCGAGACCUGGCAUCUGCCAGGCAGUGGAGCCGGGACCAUCCACCUCACCCUGCACCCUGGACACUGACUGCCCUGGACUCCAGAAGUGCUGCCACUGGUCUGGGGGCCACUACUGCGUGGACCCUGCACCCCCAGCUCUGGAGAGGAACCCAGUGAAUUUCUGGUACAAUGUGACGGUGCUGGUGAAAAUGGACUUCAGGGAGCUCAGUCACGUGGACCCCCAGCUCCUGAACCACAUGAGGCUCCUGUACUCCAUGGUCACGAAUGCCCUGCAGCCAAUGGACUCCACUGUCCACCAUCUGUACUCAGCCAGCAGGGAGCCCUUCAUCACGGUGUCACAGCUGCUGCUGGGCCUGUCGCAGCCACUGCCCGUGGCCAACAUCUCUGCACUGUUGGACAACAUCGUGCAGAGAGUCUAUGAAGUGGUCAGCGUUCAGGUGCAAGACAUAAAUGAAUGUCUCUACGAUGAACUCAAUGCCUGCUCUGGAAGGGAACGUUGUUUAAACGUGGAGGGCUCCUACCAAUGUAUCUGUCCCCAGGAGCUCCUGACCUCAUCUCCCUUGAAGCCAAACCGCAUGUGUGAAGAUUGUCCUCCAAUCAGGAACUACAUGGUCUUCAAUGUCACCAGCAGAAGUUUUCAAGUGUCUUGGAGUUUAAAUUCUAUCCAGAACCAUACUUUCCAAGUCCAGGUUUUCAAGGGCGAUGAAUUAGUCAGAAGUGCCAGGACCAGAGGGAUGUCCCUCGAGGUGGUGGGGCUGGAGGCUGGAGUACUGUAUGGGGUGAAGACCAGCUACCAGGAGUGUGGGGCUGACGUCACUGCUGCGCUGACUGUCAGAACAGAUGCCCGGGUAUUCGAAGUCACAAUAAGGAUUAUCAACCGCAACUUCACGGACAAGCUACUCAACCGCAGCAGUGAAGAAUACAAGGACUUUUCUAGACAAUUGCUGCAGGAGGUUGAAAAAUCUUUCCCUCCGGCUGUUUCUGACUUGUACAGAAGAGGGAAACUGCGGGUGGAGAUUGUAUCACUUCGAGCCGGAAGUGUGGUUGUGAAGCUCAGACUCACAAUACAAGAUCCUGAGUUUCCAGUGUAUAUUUCCACGCUGUCUCCCAUGCUUCCGCCUCUGUUCAUGAGCACAGCGUUCCAAGUCGACCAACAGGGGACACUAGUGCAAGAUUGGGACGAGUGUGCGGACAUCUGGGACAACGACUGCUCGGCCACCGCCCAGUGCCUCAACCUCGAGGGCUCCUACACCUGCCGGUGCCAAACGGCGAGGGACACCAACCCCUCCCGGGCAGGACGGGCUUGUGAGGGUGAGAUGGAGAACCCCACAGAAGGCAUGCUGCCUCCGUCAACAGGGGUGACGGCCCCAGCUCUUGGAACAGAGGCAUCUGCUAAUGGUACCACGGUAACUGCAGGCAGGUCCACGUUUGGAACCCCUGCCUCGUCACACAGCCCCAGGAACCUGUGGAACACCCCGGCAGUAGACCAGGCCUGGACCUUUGGACCCCCACUCAGAAGAGGGGAUGACAGCAGCAUAGUUGGGCAGGACAGAAACAGCACAGGGAGUGGAGUAGAGGAGGAGGUGCCCAGUGGGGCCCCAGGCCUGGCAACAGGCCAGUGGAGGACAGGUGGGGCGGUUGGCACCAGGGCUUCUGGGCCAACCCAUGGCUCCCUUCUGGGGGCCACAGAUGGCCCACUGGACCCCACUGGGCAGUUACUGCAAAAUUCGACUGUGGAGCCCAGCUCCUGGCUUGCCCCUACCAUGGGCCCUACAGGCCACAUAGAGUGGCACCCCAGCGCCCCAACGCAGGACACGCCAUCAGCACCUCUGAGUACCACGUGGCCAUGGAACUUGCACCCUGGGCCCUCCAGCUCCCCGGACCUGCCAUCGACCCCCAGCUCUGCUUCUCCAAAGACCCCCACCUGCGUUCCUGUCCCCAUCAAAAGGGUCACAGUCUCCAAUGUGACCAGCACCAGCUUCCACAUGGUGUGGGAGGCAGAUCUCACCCUGUACCCCACUUUCCAGCUCACACUGACUUCUAUGCAAAACCUCAGCCUGGACCUGGAGACCCAGAACACAAGUCUGACGCUGUCGGGGUUGGAGCCUGGCAUCUUGUAUGUGGUUGCGAUAGUGGACAAAGCAUGUGGAAAAGAAAGUGCCAAGGUGCACUUAAAAGUGAGGACAGUGGCCCAGAGGCUCAGUGGAGAAGCCCGAAUAGCUAAUGUCAAGUAUUCAGAAUACUUUAGCAAUGUGAGCAGCACAGAGUACCAGGACUUCCUAGAACUCUUCUUUAGGAUGGUGCGGAAUGCCUUACCAGCCCGCAUGCUUCGGCUCAUGGACGAGGGUGGAAUUAAGAUGGAAGUCACCAGCGUCAGCAACGGCAGUGUCGUGGUGGCGUUCAACCUGCUGAUCUUCGCAGACGUGGAUGUCCGGGAGGUGUCAGACACGUUCCUUGCUGCCUUACAGAACAUGUCUCUGCUGAAGGUGGUCAGAGGUGACACCUUCAUCCAAGAUUAUGAUGAGUGUGAAAGGAAUGAGGACAACUGUGUGCCGGGGACCUCGUGUCUUAAUACACUUGGGUCUUUCAAGUGCAGCUGCACAGGAGGGGCCCCUGACUUCUGGGUAGAGUAUCCUGGAAGACCCUGCGAAGGUGACUCUACUGGCAGCACAACUCAGGCCCCUGGGUCCUCUCUGACCCCCGACCCAGAGCAGCCUCCCACCUCCCCAGGAAGCAGGGCUCCCCUUGUGCAAGGUACAAACCCCACCACCAGGAGCCUGCCCCAAAGAAUGAACCUGACGGGGGCGGUCCGCGUGCUCUGUGAGCUCGAGAGGGUGACCAUUGCUAUCCAGAAACGCUUCCUGCAGCAGGAGUCCAUCCCCGAGUCCUCCUUGUACCUGGGCCAGCCAGCCUGCAACGUGAGCAGCAGCAACAGCACGCAUGUGCUCCUGGAAGCUGGCUGGAGCGAGUGCGGGACCGCCGUGCAGAGUAACAUGACGAACACGGUGGUGAGGACCAUGCUGCGCAAUGACCUGUCCCCAGAGGGUGUCAUCCACUACCUGAAGAUUCUGAGCCCCAUCCACUGCGCCUUCCGAAAUGACCUCCUGGCAUCAUCGGGCUACACCCCAGAGUGGGGGGUUUAUACGAUCAUUGAGGACCUCCAUGGAGCUGGAAAUUUUGUCACUGAAAUGCAGUUAUUUAUUGGAGAUUCUCCUAUACCUCAAAAUUAUAGUGUGUCUGCCAGUGACGACGUCAAGAUCGAGGUGGGGCUCUAUAGACAAAAAAGUGACCUUAAGGUGGUCCUGACGGAGUGCUGGGCAACCCCAUCGAGCAAUGCCAGGGACCCAGUGAUGUUCAGCUUCAUUAACAACAGCUGCCCCAUUCCCAACACGUACACCAACGUCAUCGAGAAUGGGGACUCCAACAAGGCUCAGUUUAAGCUGAAGAUCUUCUCCUUCAUCAACAACUCUAUUGUGUAUCUGCACUGCAAACUUCGAAUCUGCAUGGAAUCACCCGAAGCCACAUGCAGAAUAAACUGCAAUAAUUUCCGGUCACUGAGAAGUAGUGAGACACCUGCUACACACCUGACAUCCUGGGGGCCCCUCGUUCGGUCUGAAGGUGACUCUGCAGGUGGACAGCCAGGCCUGGGAGUGGGCUACGUGGUCCUCAUUGUGGUGGCCGCCUUUGCCUUGGUGACAGGCAUAGCUGCCCUCCUGCUCAUGCGCUACCAGAGGAUGACCGGGAGGUACAACUUCAAAAUCCAGUCUGACAACUUCAGCUACCAGGUGUUCUAUGAAUGA